GUUACUCAGCCAAUAGUGUAGAAUGAAACAACUGCAGAUUUUUCUCAUUUUAAAGUGGAUGAAGAAAAAAUAACUUCAAACAGCAGUAGUCUAGCUCCAUCAUUAACCGAGUUGCAGGGUGUAAAUCCUUGGAUUAUCGAACUCAUUGAUGAUGACAAUCCAGAGAUGCCGACCAAAUACAACAACAAUGAUACAGACCAAGAAGCCAUUCUCACUUCCAAUGCUUCCUAAAUGGACCUUGAUGAUGGAGACCCUGAUGACAAUUCAGAAAUGCUGAACAAAUGCUACAACAUUAAUGAAGACCGAGAAGCCAUUCUUACUUCCAAUGCUUUCUGCGUGUACAUUGGUGAUGGGGACGUUGGUGACCUCGAUGUUGAAGAUUCUAAUUUCGAUGACCAUACUAAAGAUCCCAAUUACUCACCACAGUCCUCAGAAGUGUCUGAUGGAGAAUCUACAUUGGAAGACAGUUUCAUCUACACCAAAGAAAAUGAGGAAGAUAUUCCAGUCACCAAUGAAGGUAUUGAGUUACAAGAGGGAGAUGGGAGACGAAAUAUUUUAGUGCUAGUACUAAAAGACAAUACCUCACACCAGAUUUAAACUUGUCUAAAAUGUAUGAGCUAUACAUUGAAAAAUGUAAUAUUGAAAAUAUAAUUCCCACUAAAAUUAAUGUGUACAGGAAAAUAUUCAACACUCACUAUAACCUUUCAUUCCAUAAACCAAAAAAAGACACAUGCAUCAUUUGCGAGAAAAUGAAAAACAUGUCAGAUGGAGAAAGGCUGGAGAAUCAAGAGACUUUUGAUAAUCAUAUGAAGAAUAAGAGUUUAGCGAGGUUAGACAAGGAUUAUGACAAACUUGAAGCUAAAGAA
Molecule: messenger RNA, 866 nt
Organism: Nilaparvata lugens (brown planthopper)
Lineage: Eukaryota; Metazoa; Arthropoda; Insecta; Hemiptera; Delphacidae
Exons: 4
Coding region: 232-597 (121 amino acids)
Source: RefSeq, a predicted model, not a curated record